Benincasa hispida (wax gourd) is the source of this 2959-nucleotide messenger RNA. The record is from RefSeq and is a predicted model, not a curated record. Lineage: Eukaryota; Viridiplantae; Streptophyta; Magnoliopsida; Cucurbitales; Cucurbitaceae.
AAAGUAGGUUUCUCAAAUGAAAAUGAAAAAGGCGGAAAAAAAGAAACCCGUUCCAUCUUCUUCCUAUUCCACUUGCAGACGCCGACCACCACAGCCCCCCCUGUUCGGUGCCUCGGUCUUCUUCUCCGGCGAGCAUCAGUCGACAUGUAAAUGUUGGCACUCACUCACUGUCUUUCGCUGGACCACCAGGCUGCGCCAUCCACGCGUUGACAACGUUACCCACACAACAAACAAACCCACGCAGUUGAGAAGCGUUUCUCCUUCUCUGGCGGCUCUGCAAACCCACAUCGACGAUCAAGUUCCUCCGGAAUCUGACUCGAGUAGACACCCACAUAGAUAGACGCCGAGCGUUCUUCUCUGGUGAUCCAGUUACUCGCCAGCGGUGCUUUAACCUACAUAUCUGACUUGCAUCGUGAGCACGACUUCGAUUGGCUUCGCUGAGGCCGUUGCAACAUUGUUUCUCUCCUUUUCGACGAGCUUUGACAUUGACCCGCAUUCGGGUUGGCCUCAAGUCAAUCUACCCAUAAUGUUAGAGGUUCGGAUGCUUUGGAACACCAACCAACAUGGUUAAGGGCAUUUUUGGCUUUCUAAGAAGGUGAUGCUUCUUCAAGGAAGUGGAUUUUCAGAUUGAGAAGUGUAGGUUGUCAAUCGAGGUGAUAAUUCUGAGUGCAGUGAAGUUUGGCAUUCUGGCGCAAGACAUCAAGGGAUGGUUAUCUUAGGAUUUGAUAAUUUGACAUAGAAAUUGUUUGUAGUAACUUGCUUUCGCUGAUUUGUGUAAGUUGUAAAAGUUUAUAAUAUUAAUGUUUCCACAUUAUUGUUUUAAUAACUAUAUUGAAAAAGACGGGCCGUUACAUUAACAGUUUCUCCUCCGGUAUUUGAAGCAGUUCAAAGUUUGCUUAUUGAAGCUAUGAGUCCUGUGAAGUUGACCCUUCGGUGUCCUUCUAAGGUUGGUCAAGUUACAGUUGACCCAGAUCCUGAUUUUAGCUUUGAUGAUUUGCGAGCGGAACUUCAUUACUUGGAGGAGAGGUUAAAGAUAUCCACGAUGCCUUUCAAGAAAACAUGUUCACGAGACUUCCCUAUCACAAAAACUACGAAGAGAAGCUCCAAGCCUUUUGUAAUGGGAGUGUAUGAGGAUGAACUAAAUGAAAUAUUUAGUGAUGAAGUGUUUUGUGACCCAAGUUCAAAUGCUAAGCGCUUCAAUUGUGAUGGAAUUUUUCUCAGUGAUAGUGAAGAUUCUGACGAUGAAUCAACUCUUGAAGCACAAGCCUACCUGAAGGAGGACGUGGAUUUAGUGGAAAGUUCUUUAGCUCAGCUAACACAUGAUCAUAUGCUUAAUAUAAAGGAGGAAAUCAGGAACCAACUCGGAAGGUUGGAGACCGACCUUACUACUUUAAAUGAAAAGUCAAGUGCUGCAAUCUCUCAAAUUGAGAAAUACUAUGAGGCAAGACGAGAAGCUGACCGGAGACUUGAUACUCAAUAUCAACGUGAGAUUGCCGAAGGCCUUGAUAAGUACUUGACAACUGUUCAACAUCAUCACGAACAAAUAUCACAAAGAGAAGAAAGAAAAAUAAGAAUUGAUGCAGCUUUUGAGGAAGCCAAAAGAAAGGAGAAGGCCAUUCUAGAAGAUAAAAAGCGUCAAGAAAAGGUUAAAGCAGAAGCUGAGGCAAAAGCCAAAGCUGAGGCGGCAAUGAAAGAUGCCAUAGAAGCUGAGAGGAGAGCAAUGAAAGAAGCAGCUGAAAGUGAAGCCGCUGAAAACUUUAAAAAAGUUGAUAUUGUACAAGUGCAAGAAACUAUGGUUGGGGCGCUAACUACCAAACCAGUAAACUCAGUCGGCCAACCUAAAGAAGCUGCUCCGAAAGGAUCAUAUGUGUCAAGAUCACCAGAUAGCAUGGUUAGAGCCUCAAAAAGUGCUUUGACUUUAGAGCCGGAGAGACUACAAAAACUUAAGGAGAUAGAGGAGGGAAACCAAGCAUUGAGAUUGAGUUCAAAUAAGGAUUUUAGCACCCAUGAAAAGCAUAUUGCUAGGCUAAUCAAACAAAUAGGGGGGACAAAAGAGAACGUCAGAACAAAAACUAGUGAAAUUCUCAAGAUUUUCAUGGCUCCUCUUUGUCCGCAAACUAUUAGCAUUGCAGCAUUUGCAAAGAAGAUCGUUUCUCAAUGUGAAAGUCCACAUGAUGCAUUUGCACUGAGUCAUGUUAUUGUUCUUGUUACCUCACAGGUCCCAAGUGCUAUGGUUCUUGUUCUUGCAGAGUUCCAUAGAGCUUGCAUCUACACAGUUCCGAAGCACAUACAAUAUUCAGCGGCUGCAUUUGAAUCCAAAGAGUCAUAUUACAAAACUAUUGGAUUUCGAGAGGACAAUGGAAAAAUGGAGAGUGUUGAGAAUUAUUUGAUGCGGCUAGAAGCAUACAUGAAACUAUAUGGGGCAUUGAUUCAGACAGAAGUUCCUGGUGUCCGCAACUUACAUGGUCUUGAGGAAGGUUGGGCAUGGCUAGCAAGAUUUCUAAAUGCGGUUCCCCCCAAUACAUAUACUGCAGCCUCGCUCAAUGCGUUCUUAAAAGUAGCAGGGUUUGCACUGUUUAGAAAAUAUAAAUCCCAGUUCAGGAAGCUUUUGAACAUCAUCUCUGACAACUUCCUGAGUGCGCUAAGAGGAAAAGGGAACUCACAUUUGAAUCAUAUAAUAUUGGACAUUGAAUCCUAUUUGGAAGACCGAAGAUUCCUUCAAGAACCAGAAGGAAGAACCUUGGUGGGGGGUUCCUUGGCGUCCUGGGAUGCGGUUCCAGAGCCAGAGUACACGCAAGAUUCAUACGGCCAUUCAAGUAAUUCAUAUUUUUAUUGAUACUCUCCCUCCUGUAUACACUUUUAUUAUUAGUUUAGCAGAGGAAAUGUAACGCUGCCUAUUUAGCCUUGUCGUAUCAUUUAUAACUUUGGCAUUCUUCAAUACAAAAGAAAAUUUCAGCAA